Zygotorulaspora mrakii is the source of this 1974-nucleotide messenger RNA. Its product is annotated as arginine--tRNA ligase. Gene Ontology annotation, molecular function: ATP binding; arginine-tRNA ligase activity. The record is from RefSeq and is a predicted model, not a curated record. The transcript has a single exon. Gene Ontology annotation, biological process: arginyl-tRNA aminoacylation; mitochondrial translation. Lineage: Eukaryota; Fungi; Ascomycota; Saccharomycetes; Saccharomycetales; Saccharomycetaceae. Bases 1 to 1974 code for a protein of 657 amino acids. Gene Ontology annotation, cellular component: cytoplasm; mitochondrion.
AUGCUUAGAUUGAUUUCACGUCAUAUCUUUUUAAGUUCCAAUCUCUCCUUUCUAUCUUUUGCUAGAAAUUCAGUAGUAGUCACCUGGAAAAGAGCCCAUCUAAACGGCAUAUCGAGAUCGUAUCAUCCACGGAGCCAGCAAAUUAUAGGCAGUAUGAGUACAGGCAGUAUCACAGAAGAAUUGCAGAGAUUGUCUAUAGCGGAGCCAGAAACUAUCAGUGGCUCUCAUCCCGAUGUCAAUUUUGUUGACCUUAUGAGAAAUUAUAUUGCUCAAGAGUUAUCAAAAAUAUCUGGAGUUGAAGCAUCGAUAAUCUUUUCAGGUUUGGAAUGGACUAAUACCCUAGAAAGGGGUGAUUUACUGAUUCCUGUUCCUAAAUUGAGAAUCAAGGGUUCUGAUCCAAAAGUUUUGGCAGCAGAAUGGGCUCAGAAAUUUCCAUGUGGCGAGUUCCUAGAUAAAGUCGAGAAUAAUGGUCCAUUUGUUCAAUUCUUCUUCAAACCGGAGAUCAUGUUCAACCUUAUCAUUCCAAGCGUUCUCAAUAAAAAGGAGGAUUAUGGUUCUUGUAAGCUGGUAGAAAAUAAGAAAGUAAUUAUAGAAUUUUCGUCACCAAAUAUUGCGAAGCCAUUCCAUGCAGGUCAUUUGAGAUCAACAAUUAUUGGUGGGUUUCUAUCCAAUCUAUAUGAAAAGUGUGGUUGGGAAGUUGUUAGAAUGAAUUACCUAGGUGACUGGGGUAAGCAAUUUGGUGUUCUUGCUGUUGGAUACGACAGAUACGGUGAUGACGAAAAGCUAGCUAAAGAUCCAAUCCAUCAUUUAUUCGAAGUUUAUGUUCGGGUCAACAAAGACAUUACUGAUGAAGGUGAUUCUUUACCUGACGCUGAAUCCACUAAUGGUAAAGCUCGUGAGUAUUUUAGAAAAAUGGAAGACGGUGACCCAGAGGCAUUGAAAAUAUGGAGAAAGUUCCGUGAUUUAUCCAUAACCAAAUACAUCGAUACAUAUGCUCGUUUGAAUAUUGCCUAUGAUGAUUAUUCAGGUGAAUCACAAGUUUCAAAAAAGUCUAUGGACAAAGCAUUAGAUCUCUUCGAAGAAAAGAAACUGACCCAUGUCGAUAAGGGUGCAUUGCUUAUUGACCUUACAAAGUUCAACAAAAAAUUAGGUAAAACUAUUGUCAAAAAAUCCGAUGGAACUAGUUUAUAUUUGAUAAGAGAUGUGGGUGCGGCAAUGGAUCGUAAGGAAAAGUAUCACUUUGACAAAAUGAUUUACGUCAUCGCAUGCCAACAAGAUUUACACACAGGUCAAUUUUUUGAAAUAUUGAAACAAAUAGGGUUUGAAUGGGCUCAAGAUUUAGUACAUGUAAAUUUUGGGAUGGUCCAAGGUAUGUCAACCAGAAAAGGUACUGUUGUUUUCUUAGAUAACAUUCUGGAAGAAACUAAGGAAAAAAUGCACGAGGUUAUGAGAAAGAAUGAGGUUAAGUAUGCACAAAUUCCAGAUCCUGACAAAGUAGCCGACCUUGUCGGUAUUUCGGCCGUUAUGAUCCAAGAUAUGCAAUCUAAACGUAUUAACAACUACGAAUUCAAGUGGGAAAGAAUGCUUUCUUUUGAAGGUGAUACUGGUCCAUAUUUGCAGUAUGCUCAUUCCAGGUUGAGAUCUGUGGAAAGAAAUGCUGCUUCUAUAACCCCUGAAAAAAUAAUCCAUGCCGAUUUCUCUCUGCUUGUCGAGCCUGCUGCUGUGCUAUUAGUCAGACUAUUAGGUCAAUAUCCAGAUGUCUUGAGAAAUGCUUUAAAGACUCACGAGCCCGCUACAAUUGUGACUUACCUUUUCAAACUCACUCACCAAGUUUCGUCUUGUUACGAUGUCCUAUGGGUCGCAGGACAAACUAUGGAAUUGGCCACCGCUCGUCUGGCGCUAUAUUCAGCUGCCAGACAAGUUUUAUACAACGGUAUGCGCCUGCUGGGCCUAACCCCUGUUGACAGAAUGUAA